Ornithorhynchus anatinus (platypus) is the source of this 1976-nucleotide messenger RNA. It is a transcript of the gene DCAF10, whose product is annotated as DDB1 and CUL4 associated factor 10. The coding region runs from base 93 to 1631 and encodes 512 amino acids. The record is from RefSeq and is a predicted model, not a curated record. Gene Ontology annotation, cellular component: Cul4-RING E3 ubiquitin ligase complex. Gene Ontology annotation, molecular function: protein binding. The transcript is spliced from 8 exons. NCBI's taxonomy places the organism in Eukaryota, Metazoa, Chordata, Mammalia, Monotremata, Ornithorhynchidae.
GAAGGGAGGGGUGGAACGGGGAGCCGGAGACGGUUCCAACGGCCGGGCCGGGCGGAGGACGGAGGAGCCGGCCGGCCCGGAAGCCGUUAGCCAUGUUCGCCCUCGGACCUCGUAGCCCCCGGGGCGACGAGGCGGACGGCGGGGACAAGCUGGCGGACGCGGCGCGGCUGCACGAGGGGGACCAAGCGGCGGGGGCGGUCGGGAUGCCUUCCUCCUCCUCCUCCUCGUCGUCGUCCUCCUCCUCCUCCUCUUCCUCUCCUCCUCCUUCCCCGCGGGCCGGGGCGGCGGGCCGGCCGGGGUCCGGGGGCGGGGCCCUGUUCUGGUGGCUGAGGGAACGCCGCCUGGGCCGGGGGCUCUACGUGGACCCGGCCCGGGACAACUUCCGCGCCAUGACCAGCCUCUACAGCUCCAUCCAGCCCGCCGACUCGGUCUAUCUCAGCACCCGCACCCACGGGGCCGUCUUCAACCUGGAGUAUUCGCCCGACGGGUCAGUGCUUACUGUUGCUUGUGAACAGACUGAAGUUCUACUUUUUGACCCCAUAUCUUCAAAGCACAUCAAAACACUUUCUGAAGCUCAUGAGGAUUGUGUAAAUAAUAUCAGAUUUCUUGAUAAUAGAUUGUUUGCGACUUGCUCUGACGACACCACGAUCGCACUUUGGGACCUGAGAAAAUUAAACACAAAAGUAUGCACUUUACAUGGGCAUACUAGCUGGGUGAAGAACAUUGAAUAUGAUACCAAUACGAGACUGUUAGUAACAUCGGGAUUUGAUGGAAAUGUCAUCAUCUGGGACACUAACAGGUGCACAGAAGAAGGCUGUCCACAUAAGAAGUUUUUCCACACACGUUUUCUCAUGCGAAUGCGGUUAACGCCAGACUGUUCUAAAAUGCUGAUCUCCACGUCCUCUGGAUAUCUCUUGAUUCUGCAUGAUCUUGAUUUAACUAAGUCUUUAGAGGUUGGCAGCUAUCCCAUUUUGAGAGCAAGGAGAACUGCAUCAGGCUCAGAUAUGUCCUCUUCUCCAAGUUCAUCUGGACCUAGAGCUUCUGGCUCACCGUGCCACCUUAGCGAUUCCAAUCCGUUGUGCGAGAAACACACGACACGCACCUCUCAACGAGAAGGCGCGUCUCCUCGAAACAGUCUUGAAGUUUUAACACCAGAGGUUCCUGGUGAGCGAGACCGCGGUAACUGCAUUACGUCAUUACAGCUCCACCCAAAAGGAUGGGCAACGCUUCUCCGUUGUUCAAGUAAUACUGAUGAUCAGGAGUGGACUUGUGUCUACGAAUUUCAAGAAGGAGGCCCAGUGCGACCCGUCUCGCCCCGUUGUUCUCUGCGACUGACUCAUUACAUCGAAGAAGCCAACGUAGGCAGAGGUUACAUCAAAGAACUGUGCUUCAGCCCCGACGGCCGGAUGAUUUCAUCCCCACAUGGCUACGGGAUCCGCCUGUUGGGUUUUGACGUCCAGUGCAGUGAACUUGUUGACUGUUUGCCCAAAGAAGCCGGUCUCUUGCAAGAAAUCCGCUCCCUCUAUUCUCACAACGAUGUGGUUCUGACAACCAAGUUUUCUCCCACACACUGUCAGAUCGCCUCAGGGUGCCUUAGCGGGCGCGUUUCUUUGUAUCAGCCAAAGUUUUAGGCACUCUGGAACCGCAGAAGGGAAAUGGACCCUCAGUGAUGUUAAAAAUGUUUUCUUUCUGAGCGUUCUUAGAAACUUAGCUAUUUUGGGUCCAUGAACAACGUGUUGCCAGUACUCAGACUAGAACCUUUAUGUGUUUUGACGCCGCAGCUACGAGUCAGAUUCUACCGUGUCCUUUUCAGCAUUCCUCUGCUCCUGCGCUGUGUGUCCAGUUCUUCUGGUUAUGUUGCAUGUAACGAUCGUCAGCUUUUUUUCAGUGAGACUCUGUGGACUUUGAGCAGGAAGUUUUGUUGAUGGCAGAGGAGAAUGACAACACUAAUACUGAAUAAAAAAACCCAAAUUUUA